AUGGCACGUGCUAACCUCCUACUAAGCGCUGAGCUUGAACGUGCGUUUGCCAAUGCACAAAGUGGCAAGUUACGUUAUGUAAAGAUUCUGAUUCAAGAAGAAUCAUUUGUACUUAGUGCUACAGGACCUGCAACGUCAGAGCCUGACAAUGACGUGACGCAAUUGGUGACGUCUUGUUUGGAGGCAGAGGAGGCGGCAUUUGUGCUGCUGUGUCCCGAUACAAACGUCUCAGCAUUACGUUGGGUAUUACUGGCCUUUGUGCCUGAAACUGUAAGUGUCCGUGAUCGAAUGCUCUAUUCAUCGUCACGUGAUUCGCUAAAAAAGCAACUGGGUCUAAAUUACUUUUCAGGGGAAUUCCAUGCAACGGAAUUGAGUGAAGUGACGUGGGAGAAUUUUCUCGAGGCGAGGAAGAAGCAGGCAGCAGAUGCUCCACUGUCUGAAUCAGAGCGAUUACUCAAGGAGGCGGCCAUGUUGGAGCGUGAUACAAACGAGAAUCAGUUUAAUUGGAUUGGGAUGAAACUGAGUGAAGAUAAUGAGAGUGUCGAGGUGGUCAAAAGUCUAGAGAAUGUCGAUCUUAUUGAUGUUGCGCCAGCACUGAUUUUUAUGUACGUGUGUCCGGAAGAUUCACCUGUGCGCUUGAAAAUGAUCUACUCCACGUGUAAGGCUACAGUUCUCUUUGCUGCUAAGGAAGAACUCAACAUGACGUUUGAUCAUACGAUUGAGAUCAACAACAUUGCUAGCGCUGUCGACAAUCUUCGGUCGGAGUUAGCGCCACUCCAGACCGAGGAAGAGCUUAAGCCGCGCGAGUUUGCACGUCCUGCGGCACCUGGAGGUCACGGACGCAGCCGAGGCAGAGGCCGAGGUCGUGGUCUUCCUAGCGUCCACUAA
This is a messenger RNA of Peronospora belbahrii, 888 nucleotides long. The record is from the annotation of a GenBank genome assembly. NCBI's taxonomy places the organism in Eukaryota, Oomycota, Peronosporomycetes, Peronosporales, Peronosporaceae.